AAUGGUUGGUAGCCUUUUUUUCACAACCAGUUUACCUCAACACCCUGUACUCUACUUGAACCCAAAAGACCCUUUUCAAUUCUAAAAGCAAAUUUCACUGUUUCAUACGUUAGCAACAAAUUGGGAGCUUUGAUUUUUUUAAUCAAAUGGUUCACUUUCUGGGCACAUUUCGCCCUUCUCCGACUCUGUCAUGUUUUGCUCAUUACAGGCACCAAAUCUCACUCAAAAGCUCUCAACUUUCAGUUCCCAGAAAUGGGUUCUCUCCCUUUAGACGAAUUUUUCAGGCUUCUCUUCAAUCUAAUUCUACAAAUGGGGAUGCUGGAUUGCAAUUACCUGCUGACCAAUCUGAAAUCAUAUUUAUGGGGACAGGAACCAGUGAAGGGAUUCCACGUGUGAGCUGCCUGACAAAUCCUUUAAAGACAUGUCCGGUAUGCUCAAAAGCUGUGGAACCGGGUAAUAAAAAUAGAAGACUUAACACAAGCAUCCUUAUUCGUUAUGCUGGGGCCUCUGGAAGUAGUAACAUUCUCAUAGAUGCUGGAAAGUUUUUCUAUCACAGUGCUCUCCGAUGGUUUCCUGCCUUUGGGAUAAGAACAAUUGACGCAGUUAUUAUUACCCAUUCUCAUGCUGAUGCAAUUGGAGGUCUUGACGAUCUUCGUGACUGGACGAACAAUGUCCAGCCCAGCAUUCCAAUUUAUGUGGCCCAACGAGAUUUUGAGGUGAUGAAAAAGACACAUUAUUACAUAGUGGAUACAAGUGUCAUUUUACCUGGUGCUGCAGUUUCAGAGUUGCAAUUCAACAUCAUGCAGGAGGAGCCAUUUGUUGUACGUGAUUUAAAGAUUACCCCUUUACCAGUAUGGCAUGGUCAUGGUUAUCGUUCCCUAGGUUUUCGUUUCGGUAAUAUUUGUUACAUUAGUGAUGUUAGCGAGAUACCUGAAGAAACUUAUCCACUUCUGAAGGACUGUGAAAUCCUGAUUCUGGAUGCUUUAAGGCCAGAUCGGUCUUCUUCGACUCAUUUUGGUCUUCCAAGGGCUUUGGAGGAGGUACGGAAAAUCCAACCAAAGAGAACACUUUUCACUGGUAUGAUGCAUCUGAUGGAUCAUGAAAAAGUGAAUGAUUAUCUUAUGAAACUGAAGGAGACAGAGGGUCUUGAUAUGCAACUAAGCUAUGACGGACUUCGUGUACCAGUAAUGCUCUAGCUUCUAGCCUGUGUCUAACCUUUUGAUAUCCUGUACUUUUAUGUGACCAUUCUUUCUUAAUAAAAGCAAUUAGAUCAUAGAUAUGAACUUCAAAUGUCAGUUGGUGUCUCAAGAGAUCAGUUUAUAUGAAUUUUGUUCUGGAA
Messenger RNA from Quercus robur (English oak), 1339 nucleotides. Its product is annotated as putative hydrolase C777.06c. The transcript has 12 exons. The coding region runs from base 147 to 1196 and encodes 349 amino acids. NCBI's taxonomy places the organism in Eukaryota, Viridiplantae, Streptophyta, Magnoliopsida, Fagales, Fagaceae. The record is from RefSeq and is a predicted model, not a curated record.